UUACCUUACUUUGAUAAAGCUCGGUUAAUCGCUGAACUUAGAACCUGUUUUGUUGUGUCUUGGGAUCUCAAUCACAGUAGGGGCCCGGCUAUGUAGAGGCGAUGAGAGCGCAUCAUUUUUGCAUGUUUGUUGUGACUCUGAUAAGCUGUACUCAAGAUGUGAUGACGAUUGAAAAUAAGACAAAUUGGGGAGAGCUUUGUGGAACUUUAACUAAUUUAACUCCAAACCAGUCGCUGACUUUCCAUGGACUAGACAAUGUGGGAAUUCCAAAGUGUACCGUUCGUCUUCGAACAGAGAAUGGAUAUCUGUUACGCCUAAACAUUAAGUAUGUGCCUGACAUAUCAGGAUGUGCCAAAUCGUAUCUUCAUAUCGGAAAUGACGCUUUCAGAACUGACGUCGACUCUCUUACGUCAUAUAAAUUUUGUGAUGUCAUUUGGGAUUUAGAGAUUGUCUCACGGGGCCACUUUUUGUGGAUCGUGUACAAUAAUUCUGGAAAUGUGAAGCAUAGUCGAGAGAGCCCAGAAAUAAACGUCCAGGUUCUCAAAAAAGUGCCCUCUUGUCCAGACAGCUUUUUCCGGUGUUCUCCUGUUCAAUGUAUACCACGUGAUCGAGUUUGUGACAAAAAGAUAGACUGUCAGAAUAGAAGAGACGAGUAUUGUUUGUUUAGUCCCUCCAGGAGUGGGGUCCCAGACAAGCCCGCCUGUUUUGAAUGCGCUGAUGGUCGCUGUAUAAAUCCCGUACUUCCGGUGUAUGACGAGGACUUUGAGAAACCUCUGUCAUUUCUCUGUGAUGGUUACAAUCAUUGUGCAGAUGGCACAGACGAGAGAAAGGAUAUGUGUUAUAGAACGAAGAGUAAAGUUUCUGACCUCUUAACCUGUGUUCCCAUGGACACGAGAUUUGGUAUCAAUACAAGCGUUACGAUGUGGCAGGACCGCGUGUGUGACGGUGUUCCCCACUGUGUCAAUGGUCAGGACGAGGCAUUCUGUCUUACUGGAAUUCCUGUAAGGUUCCGUAUGAGUUCGAGCGUCAUUAUCAUUCUGACCUGUGCCGGGACCUUGCUCAUUGCCUGGAUUGCCUGCUUCGCUUACAGAAUACGCAACAAAAGCCGUGCUUCAGACCCAUUCCAAGAUCAGAUCACCUCGCGCAGCCGCAUCUACCAGUCACGUGAUAGCCAAAACCCGGCAGAAAUAUGUCGCUUACAAACUGUAUCCGAAGAAUCCGAAAAAUGGGAGUGACCACCAAUCAUUUUUUGGUGAAACUUUUAUAUAACUGUUUCCAUUAAGUUUUCCUUUUUAUUAUUUUCAUUGAUGUCAUGUGAUAUUAGUAAUUACAUAGUGUCAUUUAG
Molecule: messenger RNA, 1345 nt
Organism: Magallana angulata
Lineage: Eukaryota; Metazoa; Mollusca; Bivalvia; Ostreida; Ostreidae
Product: low-density lipoprotein receptor 1-like
Exons: 8
Coding region: 102-1235 (377 amino acids)
Cellular component (GO): plasma membrane
Molecular function (GO): protein binding
Source: RefSeq, a predicted model, not a curated record